AUGACAUUCAUCAAAACAGUAUUGCAUCCCCAAUCGGAGAAGGAUAAAUACUUUGCAGCCUAUCAAGAGGGUUAUAGGAAAGAUGUGGAAAGAUGUUUUGGUAUUCUCCAAGCUUGGUGGGCAAUCAUUAGGGAGGUUGCUUGUAGGUUUGAUGAAGAGGUGCUUCGGAGCAUUAUGAUGACGUGCAUCAUCCUCCAUAACAUGAUUGUGGAGGAUGAGUAUGAUUAUUAG
Molecule: messenger RNA, 231 nt
Organism: Prunus armeniaca (apricot)
Lineage: Eukaryota; Viridiplantae; Streptophyta; Magnoliopsida; Rosales; Rosaceae
Source: the annotation of a GenBank genome assembly